UAUGAGCCUGCAUGAAAGUGCAUUUUUAUAUUUACUGCAUUUGGUAGACACCCUUUCAUCUCUUUUUAUACCAAUGAGUGAGUGAAGGUUACGGACCUUGCUUAAGGGCCCAGCAGCCGCAGCUUAAUGGACCUUUGAUUCAAUCUUGCAACCUUGUGAUCAGUAGUCCAACAUGUUAAAAUAAUGAAUUUUAUUAAGCAAGGUGGCCAGUUAUCAGAGUAAAGUGAAAUAAAUAUUCUUAAUACAGGCAAGACACAGCAAAUACAAUAAGCUGAUGCUUACUGAGUUUCCUCAAUAUUACAUGGCAUAACAUUUGUGGUACUUUGUUUCUUUUACAAUUAAUUCAAUAAUUUUUUUUUGUUUGUUUUAAUCUGAACGUAUUCAGAGUGCAUGAAAUAAUUCCGACCGCAUUUAGGCAAUGAAGAACAAUUAAAAUGUCGCAAACUUUAAGCAGUAAAGAAAGAAUCGGUUCUUAUUGGUGAGCUGAGUCAAAUGGGGAACCGACUCGCCGUUUGAAAAGUUUCGAACGUUUUGAAAGCUUACAAGAUUCCGCCUCUCGGUCACCUCCCUGUUCUCUCCAUUCAAGCCCAACGCAAUCAGGGUCAGCCCCUUUCCAGGACUUGUUCCUCUUUUCGUAUUUUUACAGUCAAUUCCGAGUCACGAGGAGUUUAGUUGUUUUGUUCGGUUCCUGUCUUUGCCAAAACACAACCAAAUCGUCACGUCACGAUUACAGGGCGCCCCAGAAUUAUUGGAACUUUAUAAAAAUAAGCAAAGAUUGUGCAAACGUAUGUUCUCUCAAGCUCAAACAUCUUGUACACUUUUUAAAGAAUUAUUGGUAUGGGCACCGUUGCAAACUGGACAUUGCGACUCAUCCUUCUUUGCAUUUUUUUAACAUGUCCCAUCCUAUGCCGUCCAAUGUUGCUGUCCAAGUUUCCAUUCUUCACAGUAUGGAAUGCCCCUACUAAAAAAUGUGCAUCUCAAUAUGGAGUUGAUCUGGACUUGAGCAUGUUUGAUAUCAUCCACAACGUGAACGAGAGCUUUAUUGGCAGUAUGAUGACCAUCUUCUACUCGGACAAACUGGGUAACUAUCCUCACUACAAUACAACCACAAAUGAAUCUGUAUUUGGAGGCGUGCCCCAGAACUACAGCCUGAGUAAACACCUCUCUCAAGCCUUUGUCGAUCUGCAAAAGUACAUUCCAGAUAAAGACUUCAGUGGCCUAGCCGUAGUGGACUGGGAGAGCUGGAGACCACUGUGGGACCGCAACUGGAAUAGCAUGGUGAUAUACCAAGAAGGCUCUAGAAAAAUAGUGAGGGAUAAACACCCUGACUGGAAACCAAAGCAGAUUGAACCUAUGGCCAAGAAAGACUUUGAAAGUGCAGCACGCGAUUUCAUGGAGCAAACAAUAAAGCUGGGACAGAAUGAGCGACCAGGGGGGCUGUGGGGUUUCUAUGGCUUUCCAUGCUGCUACAACUACCAGUACAAAAAAAAUGAGACAUACACAGGGAAGUGUCCACCAUUAGACAUGCAGAGGAACAACAAUUUAUCUUGGUUGUGGAAUGUAAGCACAGCUCUGUACCCUGAUAUUUACAUGGAUCUGUGCCUCAAGGGUCGUGACAGAGACAUUCUACUUUACGCGCAAAAUCGAAUAAAGGAAGCUAUGAGAGUGAGAGACCUCGUCUCCCCUGUUAAACCAGUUGUCAUCCCAUACACCCGUAUCGUCUAUACCUACUCAAUGACAUUCCUCUCACAGGAGGAUCUGGUUCAUACCAUUGGAGAGAGUGUUGCGUUAGGAGCAGCAGGAGCUGUGCUAUGGGGAGAUGCUCUCUACUCCUCAAACAAGAACACAUGCCUAGCUGUGAAGAAUUACAUCGAUGAGACGCUAGGCCGAUAUUUGGUAAACGUGACUGAAGCGGCGCUUCUCUGUAGCAAGGCACUGUGUUUUUCCAAUGGCCGAUGUGUGCGGAGAGACCCAGCUUCUUCAGCCUACCUCCAUCUUGACCGAGCAGUAUGGACCAUCAUUCCCAGAGCUGAGCUUCCUGAACAGAACCAUAAAAGUCCUUCAUAUGUGAUAAAAAUGAACAAUAAGGCAGAGGGCUAUCAUUUUCCAAAACUAUUUAAGUGCCAGUGUUACCCAGGUUGGGAGGGUGAACACUGUGAGAAACAGAUUGCUCCUAAGUCUAGACAGAGAAAUGAUAUAACUGUAGACUGGACUAAGUUGUAGUCUGAGCAGUGCUGGCACAUCCUGUAAAAACAGACACUCUGGCCAAAUUAUCGUAAAUAUCUAUAAAAUUUUAAACAAAAUCUGAAAAAAAUGUUUAAAAUGAACCUUUUGAAAUUAGCAUGAUUGCUUUUUACCUGCUAUAUUUACUUUACAGUUGAAGUCUACAACACAGGUUUAAUACAUUUUUGAGAAUGCUGCUAUUUUAAACCUUGAAUCAAGUAAGUUAUUUAAAAGGUCUAGAAAAAAAUUAAGCAACCCAUAUUGUCUGUUGUGGACUAAACACAACACAGCAUUUAUGGACACGGUGUUUGCAAUUGUAAACAUUAGAAAUCAAUUGAAUAAAUAAUAUUUGUUUUCAAUAACACUUGUCUGUUGUAGGUAGAUAGAUAGAAUGUUGACAUGGCGCAGAUUUUUGACCACCCUCUUCUGGGGAUUUCUUGUACUACAAUUGCCAAACAUGUCUGAGGCUAUAAUCUCGGCUUGCCACUAGAUAGCAGUAAAGGUACAUCAAAACUGUGUGUAGGCACUCGCACAUACAUGCCUUGCUGUGUCUACAAUUUUAUAGCUAGGCAUUAACUAAGAUCUGUGAUCAGAUAGAUAAAUACUUUUGAUCAGGAGUUGAGUUGUGAGAUGUGUGUAGUGUAGGCAUCAAAGUUGUGGACUGCUGAAAGAAACUGGUGUCAUGGAUGAAUGAAUAUUAAAAGUUAGGUACUGAUGGACAAUUACUUAUAUGGUUAUACUGUUCAAGUUAGUAUGGACCCACAAGACCUUUAUGUGGGUUUCUGUCUCUUUUAUUUGUUCACUAUUGUUAUUGUUCAUAAAUCAUACCAGGAUCUUCAACAGUAAAUGUAUACAAUUUAUUUGUAAUACUGAUAUUUAUAUUUUAUUGACCUGCAAAUACGAACUGAAUGGCUGCAAAUUAAACUGAUGUACUGUACAAUUUCCCAGCAUUCUUGUUUGCUUCCAAACAAUCAGAAAUAAAUACUGAUUGGCCAUUUGAUCAAAA
Molecule: messenger RNA, 3229 nt
Organism: Tachysurus fulvidraco (yellow catfish)
Lineage: Eukaryota; Metazoa; Chordata; Actinopteri; Siluriformes; Bagridae
Gene: hyal1
Product: hyaluronidase 1
Exons: 5
Coding region: 838-2223 (461 amino acids)
Biological process (GO): hyaluronan catabolic process; carbohydrate metabolic process
Molecular function (GO): hyalurononglucosaminidase activity
Source: RefSeq, a predicted model, not a curated record